Messenger RNA from Pelobates fuscus (common spadefoot toad), 522 nucleotides. RefSeq names its product ribosomal protein L22 (gene RPL22). NCBI's taxonomy places the organism in Eukaryota, Metazoa, Chordata, Amphibia, Anura, Pelobatidae. Gene Ontology annotation, cellular component: ribosome. Gene Ontology annotation, molecular function: RNA binding; structural constituent of ribosome. Gene Ontology annotation, biological process: cytoplasmic translation. The record is from RefSeq and is a predicted model, not a curated record. The transcript has 4 exons. The coding region runs from base 84 to 470 and encodes 128 amino acids.
CCACUGCUCUCCCCUGGCCAGCCACCUGAUUACGUAGCGCAUGCGCAGAGCCUUCCUCUUCCUUUCUCCCAGCUCGGGUCGCCAUGGCUCCUGUGAAAAAGGUCGCUACCAAAGGCAGCAAAAAAAAGAAGCAGCUCCUGAAAUUCACUUUGGACUGCACACAUCCCGUGGAAGAUGGCAUCAUGGACGCUGCUAACUUUGAGCAGUUCUUACAUGACCGAAUCAAAGUGAAUGGAAAGAUUGGUAACCUGGGAGGUGGAGUUGUUUCAAUUGAGAGAAGCAAGAGUAAAAUCACUGUGACAUCAGAGGUGCCAUUUUCCAAGAGGUAUUUAAAGUACCUAACUAAGAAAUACCUCAAGAAAAAUAAUCUACGUGAUUGGCUUCGUGUGGUUGCAAACAGCAAGGAAAGCUAUGAAUUGAGAUACUUCCAGAUCAACCAAGAUGAGGAGGAAGAGGAGGAUGAAGAUUAAAAUAUUAGCUGGAAGAAUUUUUAUAUUAUCGGAAAUAAAAUUGGAACAAAAA